GCCAUGGCUUUCCGCAGGAGGACGAAAAGUUACCCGCUCUUCAGCCAGGAGUUCGUCAUCCACAACCAUGCGGACAUCGGCUUCUGCCUGGUGCUCUGCGUCCUCAUCGGGCUUAUGUUCGAGGUCACUGCCAAGACUGCCUUCCUAUUUAUUUUACCUCAGUAUAACGUUAGUGUGCCUACAGCAGACAGCGAAACCGUGCACUACCACUACGGGCCGAAGGACCUGGUUACGAUCUUGUUCUACAUCUUCAUCACCAUCAUCUUGCACGCCGUGGUUCAGGAGUACAUUUUAGAUAAAAUCAGCAAACGGCUUCAUCUCUCUAAGGUCAAACACAGCAAGUUCAAUGAAUCUGGACAGCUGGUCGUCUUUCAUCUCAGCUCAGUGAUAUGGUGCUUCUACGUGGUGGUGACGGAAGGAUAUUUAACAAACCCGAGAAGCCUUUGGGAAGACUACCCGCAUGUGUACCUCCCCUUCCAGGUGAAGUUUUUCUACCUGUGCCAGCUGGCCUACUGGCUGCACGCACUCCCUGAGCUAUACUUCCAGAAGGUACGGAAGGAGGAAAUUCCCCGCCAGCUCCAGUACAUUUGCCUGUAUCUGGUCCACAUAGCCGGAGCAUACCUCCUAAACCUGAGCCGCCUAGGCCUGAUCUUGCUGCUGCUGCAGUACUCGACCGAGUUCCUCUUUCAUAUGGCCCGGCUCUUCUACUUUGCGGAUGAGAACAACGAGAAGCUAUUUAACGCCUGGGCUGCUGUGUUUGGGGUCACCCGCCUCUUCAUCCUCACUCUCGCCGUGCUGGCCAUCGGCUUUGGACUUGCUCGCAUGGAAAACCAGGCCUUUGACCCUGAGAAAGGGAACUUCAAUACCUUACUUUGCAGGCUCUGCGUGCUGCUGCUGGUGUGUGCUGCCCAGGCUUGGCUCAUGUGGCGCUUCAUCCACUCCCAGCUGCGGCACUGGCGGGAAUACUGGAACGAGCAGAGUGCCAAGCGGAGAGUCCCAGCUGCCCCCAGACUACCAGCCAGGCUCAUCAAGAGGGAAUCUGGUUACCAUGAAAAUGGAGUGGUGAAAGCAGAGAAUGGAACCUCCCCACGGACUAAGAAACUCAAGUCUCCUUAAGGCCAAAAUGCUGAGAACAGGAAUCUUCUUGUGGGGGCCGAGCAGGGCAGUGGGAGCCUCCAUCACUGCCUCCCCCUUCCUGCUCGUGAUGCUCCAUCUCAGACAGCAGGAACCUGUCUUUAAACGGGGCUUUUCCUUUCUUCUUGGCUUUCUCUUUAUUUUUCCAUAAAGCAUUCUCAAUAAAACCAAAAAUCUUCCUCUUUCUCUCCCUCAAGCCAUCUCAUGUCCUCACCUCUGUCCUGUGUUGGGUUUUCUAGAAGCCCAGGUUCUGGUUAUCUUUCUGCUUGUCUCUUCUUCCUCUUCCUUCACGGCUGCUUUUUUCUAUUUUUUACUUCUUUUACCGUAUUGUGCAAUUUUUCUGUCUUGAUUUUUACAAUGAGAGGGAGCUAAGAUUGCAGUCCUGGCAUCCAACACCCAGCAUCAGUCCCCAGGACCUGUUAAAGUCCAGAAGCCCCGUGCCAAGGAGCUUCCGCCUGGGGCCAAUAGCAGGCUCCCCGGUGGCCCCCGUGUGGAUGAGCAAGAAGAGGAGAGACCUACCCCCUCGGAUCAUCAUCUCCUAGGUGCUGAUUAACUGACGAGAUGUAUGAUUCCAGUUCUGCAUGACUGUCUCGAGGCCCAGCUGCGCCACUGCUUGUUGUAGAUGCCAAGGCGUUUGGCUUUGGGACCUGAUGGCUCGGUCCAGAAGGACGGUGUUAACUGUGUUGGGUCCCAUGACUCAAGACAGUUUGCCAGCGGCUGGUCUGGGACUGGAAACCAGCCUGCCCUUGCUCUGCCGUGGAAGUGCUGAAGGGAGGACAAGGCUUCCCACUCUAGAGCAAGAGCAAAAUGUACUGAGCAGCAGGCUUCAGGAGAGGUAAGGGCGGCGGAAAUGAUGGAGUCGACCCAGGCCUCUCUUCAGCAGCCCCAGCUGCACUUCCUUUUUCAACCAUUCACCAGCAUUCAAAACCAAAUCCGACCGCAGUUAACAGCCCAGCGGGCACUUGCUGGUCUGAAGUGCAGACCCAGGCAGCCCUGCGAGGGGCCAGCCUGCUGCCUGACUUCAUCUCUAGCUGUAGUCACACCAAGCCCCCGCUGGCCCCUGGGGCCCCAGGGGCCCCAGGGAGGGUCACCUGGGCCACUCACCCUCGAGCUUUUCUUGUUGAGUGUUCUUUGGAAUUGUCAUUGUCAUCUGCUGAUGUUUGUUGAGUGCACCUACAACAUUUUAGACAGUGCGAACCCAGGGCUGGCUGUUUAGACAAGCAGCACAGCUGUGCCGACGAGAGGCUUUCUGUCCUGUCCCUCAUGUAGCCUUUCCUCUCCUCUCCCCGCAAAGACAAGGCCUCCCCGUCCUGAUGGGGCCUUGUGAGGAUUCCAGAGAAGAGUUAGGCUUUCAGAGGUCCUGAGAACCCCUGAACUCUGUGCUGCAGCGAUGGGAGCAGUUCUUGGUGGGCAUAGGAACGUCAAUGUCAUUUGAUGUGCUGCUGUUCCGUUUUCUGACAUCACAGUAGAAGCCAAACUUUGGCUUAUUAUCCAAAAAGGGGGGGUGAGUCUUUUCAUCAAGGCAACUUCCCUUUCUCCAUGUCACUUGUAUCAGAAACCAAUUUAAAUUUUCUAGAGACCGAGGGAUUUGUUUCCUAUCACCACUGUAGACCUUCAUCUCUGUUCUGGAUAAGGUGGCUGAAAUGGGAGGAACUACCCUUGGCUGCUUCUGAUUCCCCUUAGGAAGUGGGACAGUGUUAUUGAAAAUAGGCGUUUCUCCCAUCUUCUGACACUUCUGUGGGCUGCAAAGCAAACCUUGGUAAAAGGGUAGCUUGGCAUCAACCCGACAGACCUGAUGUGGAAACCCUUAGCCAUUUCAGUCUGACAGCCCUGCCAUGGCUGUAGUUGGGUUUGGCUCCCUACCUGGCCUGGUGACUGCUAAUGGCAGGGCUGUUCAGCCAGCAGCCUCCUAUACCUGCCCCAUCGGCACAGCCACCACCCUGGUUUUCUCUGGGCCAUGUCCUGGGUGUGUUCUUACGCCCUGCAAGAGGCUGCUUCCCCAGGUGAGCCCCGUUAAACUGUGGCAUCAUGCCUUCAGCAAAUACAUGCGGUGCGCUGCUGGCUGGGGAGGUGCUGAGCAGCAGCUCACAUCCUGCCAUCAAGCAGCCUCCAUGUGCGUAGGUGUUUAGGUGUUCAUUACCAGAGACCACACAGUUUCGUGUUCCCUAAGUCUCCUGUAGGCUCCAGCGUUGUGGUAUAGUGUGCCUCAGAGGUGGUACUGCCAACCCAGGUUCUGUUUCCUAAAGAACAGCAUUUGUUUAGUGACGGGAGUUAGAUCUUUGUUGCUCUGUAGAACUCCCUGAGACCGUGAGUAAGGCUAACGUCUCACCAGCUGGGCUUCAGGAAUGAUAGGGGAAGGGGAUGAGAGGGUAAUUGUAGGAUGCUCUAUCACCCCACUGGCAUCCGUGGCACAUUUCUUUUAGAGCAGAGCCAAGUCUUUGGCAGGUUGGCUCAAAAACUGUGUUGCCAGGGGCCGAAAUAACUCAAUUCCACUUCAUCCUGUGAGCUUGUUUGGGCUGGCGUGUCCUGAUUUGGCCACUUUGUCUAUUUUCUUCAGUUUUAAACGCUCUCUCCUGUUCCCAACAUGCCAAGCCAUCUGCGAAGGCCCUGUCAGACACCUCCAAGUUGAGAGGCCAGCCCAGCACCACCCACAGAGCAGGAGAACACAUGCUAAUCUACCUCAGCAACCGCUGCCUCUCUCAACAUCUUAACUGGCACCAGUGUGUUGGGGGGAGGCAAGCAGAUGGCAGUGGCAGGAGAGGGAGAAGGAGGCCCUAUUGGCGGGACGGGAGCAUCCUAUGCUUCCGAUUCCCCUUCGAGGUUCAGUGAUGGGAAGGUCAUUCUUACCAUCCAGGCUCUGAGAGCUACACCAUUAAUAAAUUACAUGUGUUCCUUAUGAAGGUAGGAGAAGGUUCUGGGGGUGGGGGGGGCAGGCUGAGCCAGAAGGAGAGCUGCUUUUCUCCCAUUGUAGUCAAUUCAGUUGGUUUUUCCUAGGCCUGAGAGAAAAACAUAACUCCCCUGCCUAAGGGCCUCAGUGUCACAAGCAGAUAGAUGUCCAUUCCUGAUCUUCACAGGCUUCCAUUUGCUCAUGGAGUCUACAGAAGGCUUUUGAAUUAGGACAACUGAGUGGUCUGUCUUCCCUCCUGCUGCCUUCCCAGCUCACAGCCCUGUUUGUCAGGAGGGACUUGGGGCGCAGCUGAAGAAUUGAGUCAUUGCCAGAUCACUUGAAACCUAAAUAGAAUCCUUCUCCAGCCCAUGGUUAGCCCAGUGAGGAAGCCUCUACUAACUUUUCACUCUUUACUCCGGUUCUCACAUAAAUAUUAAUUCUUCUUCCCAAAAGGCUGAAAAAGACCCCCCUCACCCCCUCAGCUGCCUCAUGUCCCCUCACUCAUUCUUUUUCUGGAGGUCUCAGAAAAGCAUUGAGACUUUGAGACCUUCUGGCUCUAUGCGGCCUCUUGUGCUCGGCAGCCCAUGUGUUUGUCCCAAGCAGAUCCUAUUCUUGUUGAGUAAGAAGUGCCUUACUUGCCGUGUGGUCUUCCGGCCUUCACUUGUACUGUGUGGCCAGCCCCCCAGCUGCCAGGGCUCUAGGGUUGUCUGUCAUGUGCAGCCGAGAACACUGGACCCCGGCACAGUUACAUGUAAAAGAGACACGGAUUGUGACAGUUUUGCCUCAUUUGUCUCACCCUCCCACCUCCCAAUUGUUAGGGUCUGUGGUGUGUUCUAUUUUAUUUCUGAUUUCUCUCAUGUCAGUUUUCUGGCCCACCUGUGUGGCUGCAGAAGACUGUGAGGGCCCAAUGCAGGCACCUGUGCCUCAUAUAUCUAUUAGGGUAAGCUUAGAGGCCUCCAGGAGCACUAAGCCCCGCCGCCGUGCCUCUGGCCCAAACAUUCUGAGACCUGCUCUUCCAGGCCCCCCACCCAGAUUCUUAAAAAAAGGUACCCUUGCUAUACCUCUUCUGAUCUGUUUUGCUUCCCAUUCAACCCAAAGUUUAUAUUAUAAACGUGUUCAUUUCCCAGUCACAAGUGUUAACUCAUACCUGUUUGACAGUGAGUCUCAUUCAGCUGUUGCAGAACUUCUUGGAACUCCUAAUUCAGUGUUACCUUGUGUUAGCAGCAGCUCCCCUCUCCCCUGCCUCUUGCCUGCCUGCCUUUUCCUUGCUCUUCCGGGUUGUGCAAUAACCCUCCCAGCCAGUGGUCUUUCCACAGGCCUUGCUGUCCCUUCUAAUGCCCUAGGAAGAGGAGGCAACGGACCCAUGGGAGGGGCGGUCGUCAUCCCCUACAGAAGAAAUGUUAGCCACUUUCCCUUUGUUGCUGUCAUUCUAGUGAUCCUGGGUGGGUUUCUGUGGCACUCUAGUAGAACAUUGUAGCAUCAUCUUAGAAGUCCAUAUAUUUUUUAAAAAUCUUUUGAAAAGGAAAAAAAAAAAACUAUCCUCAUGAUGGGGCAUUAAUAAGUCAGUGUCUGGGAAUGAGAUUUGUGACACCCGAGGCA
Molecule: messenger RNA, 5620 nt
Organism: Pteropus alecto (black flying fox)
Lineage: Eukaryota; Metazoa; Chordata; Mammalia; Chiroptera; Pteropodidae
Gene: TRAM2
Product: translocation associated membrane protein 2
Exons: 11
Coding region: 4-1116 (370 amino acids)
Biological process (GO): SRP-dependent cotranslational protein targeting to membrane, translocation; protein insertion into ER membrane
Cellular component (GO): endoplasmic reticulum membrane
Source: RefSeq, a predicted model, not a curated record